This is a messenger RNA of Hibiscus syriacus, 612 nucleotides long. RefSeq lists its product as uncharacterized. NCBI's taxonomy places the organism in Eukaryota, Viridiplantae, Streptophyta, Magnoliopsida, Malvales, Malvaceae. The coding region runs from base 61 to 573 and encodes 170 amino acids. The transcript is spliced from 2 exons. The record is from RefSeq and is a predicted model, not a curated record.
UGCCUCUUUUGCCAAACACUUCAUAAUUUACUUUGGAAAGGAAAAAACCUCCCCACAAAAAUGUCGACAACAACAUCAUCAUCGUCAGCUUUCACGCUGAUCUGUCUUCUCCACUCAGCGAUCGCCUUGUCGAGCGGCGCACUCAUGAUGUUCAAAAUGAAGGAAAUCUACACCUUCACCCACGGGAUCGAGACCGCCACGAAGCUCAUGGGCUCUACCCCACACGAUCAGCUCUUGAUCCGGACAUCCGAUUCUUUCUCGGGUUUGCUCCUAUUCGCGAUCGGCUUCUUGCUGUUCAUGGUCUCUUUUGUCAAAGACAGAAGCUUUCAAUCCUUCUUUGCCAAAGGCUGCACGGUCUUGCAUGUUAUGGUAGCGAUAUGGAGAUUCUGGUUCGAGAGAAGGGUGGAGGAUUUGGCUUGGGAUUGGCUUAGGCAAACAGUUGGCGACAUUUUAUUGGCUCUCUCCUGGGUCUUCUUUUUGGUUUACUCUUGGAGAGAAAAAUGCUGGACAAGUUGGAAGUGUCGUAACCUCUGCUCCUUUGAGGAAUAUCACUUGAUCCGUUUUCAAGUAUAGAAUGAGGCGAGGGAAAGCUACCAUGAUUUCCUGUCACCA